This is a messenger RNA of Trichoplusia ni (cabbage looper), 1317 nucleotides long. RefSeq names its product nuclear distribution protein nudE homolog 1-like. The coding region runs from base 348 to 1172 and encodes 274 amino acids. NCBI's taxonomy places the organism in Eukaryota, Metazoa, Arthropoda, Insecta, Lepidoptera, Noctuidae. The transcript is spliced from 7 exons. Gene Ontology annotation, molecular function: microtubule binding. Gene Ontology annotation, biological process: centrosome localization; chromosome segregation; vesicle transport along microtubule. The record is from RefSeq and is a predicted model, not a curated record. Gene Ontology annotation, cellular component: centrosome; kinetochore; kinesin complex.
AAACUUUCCAAAUUAUGUUUGCGGCUGUAAAUCCCAUAGUUCAAAUUGAACGUUAAUUGACACUAUUUUUUUUUCCGAGUUGUCAUUGUCGACUUUUGGUAGCCAUUUUAAUUUCAUUGGGAAUACAAUUCACUUGUUUUGGGUUUUUAACGACGAAGUUGUGUCACUUUUUGUGUUUUAACGGCUGACUAGUGUAAAAAACGAAAGGAAUUUUAAUAAAAACUAAGUUGACACGGAAAAGUUGCAAAAAUAAUAUCUGCGCAAUAGUUUGAAACCUGUAACGUUAUUUUGUUAUGAUUCGUUAAACAUCCUUGGAAUCUCGUUAUUGAAAGUCAAUUGUUGGAAACAUGGAAUAUCCAAGACAGUCAGAUUCUGAAACUCUCGAAUAUUGGAAGAAACAGGCCAAGUACUACGAGCAAAAGGUUAUUGAUACACAACAAGAAUUAGAUGAGUACACAGAAAAUUCAGCAUCACUCGAAAAAGAGUUAGAAGCAUCAUUAGAACAAGUUGAGAGACAAAACAAAGAUCUGGAAAAUCAGAACCAGCGGCUGAAGAAUGAAAUAGAACUGUUAAGGAACAAAUUGGAAAGGAGUCAACAUGAAACAAAUGCUUUGGAAAAUGAACUGCAAGCUUUAAAAAUAGAUAAAGAUAAACAAGGAGUUUAUAUCAGAGAGUUAGAACAGAAAAAUGAUGAUCUGGAAAGAGGUCAGAGAGUAAUAUCAGAAUCUGUAUCAUACAUAGAAUCAAUGUUGAACCAAGCAUAUGAAAGGAAUGCUGUUCUGGAGAGUGAGGUAGAUGAAAUUGAGAACUUGAGGAUCAGGUUGCAGAGAGCGACAGAUGAAGCCAGAGAUCUGAAGCAAGAACUGAAAGUAAUGGAAAAAGUUCCAAAACCAAAGAAAGGUGAUGAAAGUACUGAAAGCUCAUUAGUCAAUGGACAUAUUUCCAAUCCAUCCCGAACUCAAGUUGAAAUUGAAACUCAGACUUCCCUUAUGUCACCACAAAAACGUGAAAUAAAUGGUAACGCAAUGACACCAUCAUCACGAGUAACAGCCAUCAACAUAGUCGGCGAUCUACUCCGUAAAGUGGGGGUGAGUCAACUAAAUGUGUUCACUAUAGUCAAUGCUGUAAUAGUCUUAUUUGUAGUACUAGUCACCCUAGAUUGCACCAGGUAGUAAGGGAAUAGUCAAGGGAUAACAUUUAUUUAUUGCUAUUAUAUGUAUUUAUUUUAUUAAUUCACUCAAUAUAUAUGUAUUUAUGUAUUCAUUUGUUAAGCUGUAGAAACCGCAAAAGGCCUAUAUUUUUGUAAUACAUAUUAUU